This is a messenger RNA of Oncorhynchus mykiss (rainbow trout), 2492 nucleotides long. Its product is annotated as monocarboxylate transporter 1. Gene Ontology annotation, biological process: plasma membrane lactate transport. Gene Ontology annotation, cellular component: basolateral plasma membrane. The record is from RefSeq and is a predicted model, not a curated record. Lineage: Eukaryota; Metazoa; Chordata; Actinopteri; Salmoniformes; Salmonidae. Gene Ontology annotation, molecular function: lactate:proton symporter activity.
UUCAAAAUGGAGAUUGUCGAGAAAAAAAAAGAUCACAGACGCUAUAGUGGCACAGAUACAAAGAGGAGUCCUCUAUUUAUGUCUAUGGCUCGACUCUGCUGUAGUUCAGUUGGCAAGUGCAGCCAGGACACACGGACCAGUUCCUGGACAAGAGAGACUUGACUGAGUUUUAUGGUCCAGAGUGAUUCCUGAUGGUAGCUACAGACUGAGAAGGAAGGACUGACUGACUAUAACUACAACCUCUACCAGUGUCUUAACCAGCCACCUCAAACGGGUUUGUGUGACCUACCCUUCAGUGUGGGGGUGUUAGGACUAUCCCUCUGACAGCAUGGCCCCAGCGGUGGGCGGUCCGGUGGGCUACACUCCUCCAGAGGGGGGCUGGGGCUGGGCGGUGGUGGUGGGAGCCUUCAUCUCUAUUGGCUUCUCCUAUGCCUUCCCCAAGUCCAUCACUGUCUUCUUCAAGGAGCUGGAGGCCACCUUUGACGCUACUCCCUCACAGGUCUCAUGGAUCUCCUCUAUCAUGCUGGCCUGCAUGUACGGUGGAGGACCAAUUAGCAGUAUUCUGGUGAACCGCUAUGGCAGUCGACCAAUCAUGAUGCUAGGGGGCUGUCUGUCAGGAAGUGGUUUGAUAGCAGCUUCCUUCUGCAACACUGUGCAACAACUCUACUUCUGUGUCGGAGUUAUUGGAGGUCUGGGUCUAGCGUUCAACCUGAAUCCGGCGUUGACUAUGAUUGGUAAAUACUUCUAUAAGCGUCGUCCUAUAGCCAAUGGCAUUGCCAUGGCGGGCAGCCCAGUCUUCCUGUCCACGCUGGCUCCUCUUAACUCCUGGUUCUUUGACCAGUUUGGCUGGAGGGGCUCCUUCCUCAUCCUAGGUGGUCUACUGCUCAACUGCUGUGUAGCUGGGUCCUUGAUGAGACCCAUUGGACCCAAACCUGCCGACCCCCAACUGUCGGAGAACGGGGCGGUGAAGAAGGCGGAGUCUAAUCUGACGGUGAUGCAGCGUGUCAAUGCCGUGAUUGACCUGACGCUGUUUAAACACCGCGGCUUCCUGCUGUAUCUCCUUGGCAACGUCAUCAUGUUCUUUGGCCUGUUCUCUCCCCUAGUCUUCCUCUCCAACUACGCUAAGAGUAAGGACAUCAGUAAAGAGAAGGCUGCUCUGCUUCUCUCCAUCCUCGCCUUUGUUGACAUGUUCGCCCGUCCUUCUAUGGGGCUGUUAGCCAACACCCGCUGGGUCCGACCCAGGAUACAGUACUUCUUCGCUGCAUCCGUGCUCUAUAACGGGGUGUGUCACGUCUUGGCGCCGCUGUCCGUGGACUAUGUAGGCUUCGUGGUGUAUGCUGUGUUCUUUGGGUUUGCGUUCGGCUGGCUGUCAGCAGUUCUGUUUGAGACUCUGAUGGACCUGGUCGGGGCCCAGAGGUUCUCCUCAGCCGUCGGACUCGUCACCAUCGUGGAGUGUGGACCGGUACUGCUGGGACCGCCACUACUCAGUCGUUUCUAUGACUUCUAUGGUGACUACCAGUGGACCUACCUGUGUUGUGGUAUCAUCCUCAUCAUCUCCUCAGUUUUCCUCUUCGUAGGGAUGGGCAUCAACUACAAGCUGUUGGAGAGAGAGAAGGAGGAGGAGGAGAGGAGAGAGACGGAGCGGCCCAAGGAGGAGUGCACAGCCAUGCUGGGGGGAGAGAAGGAGGAGAGGAGAGAGACAGAGCGGCCCAAGGAGGAGUGCACAGCCAUGCUGGAGGGAGAGAAGGAAAGGGGGGAGGAGAGUAGUGAGGCCACACCCAUGACGGAUGUUUCUAAGAUGGAUGAAGAUAUUGUUUAGCAGGGUAGGCAACUAAAUGCAGUCGAGGGGCCGAAACAACAUAAUUAGAAUAAUUUGAACACUGUAAAUUACCACAACUAAGCCCAAAAAGACAUGAUCAAUUUCAUACCUUGAUUACAUUGAGAAUAUUUGGGAGCACAUUUCCUAAAUUUAAAUAAUUUUUAGUUGAAUUCCUGUAUCCCCCUUAUUAUUAUUAUUAUUAUUAUUAUUAUUAUUAUUAUUAUUAUUACUACUACUACUACUUCGGGGGGCCCAAAAAAUCACUUUCGGGCUGGUUUUGGCCCGUUGGCCUCCUGUUGCCAACCCCUGCUGUAUAGAGACUGACCUGAUCUGGACACACACCCUCUGGUUUAGGUACCUUUGGUAAACUGAGCCGAGUCCUCUACAGUAGACGAGCUAUAACACAGAGGACUACUGUCUCUGAGCUCACAUAUACAACAUCCAGUAUCUAUCCCAGCUCUACACACUGUCUUCAUACAUACCUGAAUGGUCAUGUCAUCACAUCAGUCUUUGUGCUUCCCAGAUCCUGUGUGCGGUACGAUCAAUCACAGUAUUAUAGGUGAUCAGAAUGAUUGAUAGUGUUGUUUUUAUAAUGUUAAUGAUUAGUAGAAUGUAGACUAUUGUGAUUCUGUAAUGAUGUAGAUUUCUAGUUGAGGAGCACAACGAUGUGAUU